UAAAAAAAUGACUUCCUCACAUAUUUCUUUACUUGAUUUAUCAAAACAACUCAAUUUUCAAAUUGAUGAAGAAAUAAAAAAGCAACUCUGCUUUGCGGAAACCUUGAUAAUAAGUUGUGGUCAUCAUGAAGGCGAUGUCCGAGAUGAUAAUUCAGAAUCAGACUGGACUUGCGAAGAAUCUUCUGAAAGCGAGAUUUCUGAAGAAGUUCAACACGAGAGUUACAAAAAGGAAAAAGCACCAUUAGUAGAAGAAAAGCAAGAAAAUCCUGAAGAGGAUGUGGAAAAUGAUUUUUAUUUUUACUUUUUUCCAGAUUGCUCACAGCCGCUACCAAAUAAGGACAGCAAAGCGAGCAUAAUAAUUGAAAAUGGGUUGCCCAAAUUAAACCCUGCAUCGGCAGCGAAACAUCAUGAUAAUUGUACUUGUGUAUUUGAUAAAAGUGGCAAGUGCUCUUGUUUUACGAAAGUGCCUUGUAGCUGUGGAGCGAAGGUACACGAAGAAUGUAAAUGUCUUAAAUUAGAAAAUAUUUGUCUGUGUGAUGAUGGAAGGCCACAAGUUGCUUGCACUUGUAAACCAAGUGAUGUUUGUUUAUGCCAUCCUGAUAGUAAGCCACGCCCUAUAUGCACAUGUGGACAAAUUAAUAAGCCUUGCAUUUGUCACAAGGGUAAAUUUCCUUGUCCUAUUUGCGUUUGUGAAAGCAAACCAACAUGUUCUACAUCAGAAACAAAGAUUGAAGAAAUUGGAGAGGACACAUAUGAAGAAGAGAAUAAAGCUUAUACUGAAAUUCCUGAAGAGUCUGUGAAAGAGCCGUGCACAUGUCAACAAGAACCAUCUAAAAAACUAUGCUUUUGUAAAAAAGGCGAGGAAUGUAUUUGUGAAAAUGAUUUAUGUAUUUGUGAUAUACGGCCACCGUGUGUCUGUGAGACUAUCGAAGGGAAAGAGCCGAAGUGCAAGGACGAUGAGAUUAAAUCUGUUUGCAGCUGUCCCUUUAUACCCGAAUGUACUUGUUCAGCAGGAUCUCCAAGUAAAUGUUCGUGUUUACCAAAACCAGGUACUUGCACUUGUGGAGACCCUCAAGAUUGUAAAUGCUUUAAAUCUUGCGAAUGCACAGAACCUUGCAUUUGCGAUAUACAACCUAAACCAGAGGCGAUAUGUGUAUGCCCAGAAAAUCAGAUAAAAAUUUCGGAUGGUUUAAUUUGUACAUGUCCAUCCAAGAAAGAAAAGCCCCACAAAUUAAAGAGAACAAGAGCUGGAAAGCAUGGUUAUCGAUGGUGCCAUGACGUGGAUCCUAAGCAUACAUUUUUUGAUUAUGCUUACGACCGACACAAGAAAAUAUCUUAUAGGGAGCAGGAGAAGGAAAAGUUGAAAAUCUUGGGCCUCUAUGAAGAAGAACAGACUAAUGAUGUUACUUGUCCAAUUCACGAAGUUAAAGCACCCGAAUAUAAGAAAAAAGUCCGUAAACCUUCAUUGGAUUGCUGCAGCGCAGUUGGAGGUAUAAGUAUAAGUGUUGAGACACUUGGUGAAGACGAGGAUAAAUUUUUAGUUCAAGUAGUUUCGCAUUCUUCUAAAAAUGGAGCCAAAGCGGGCGCAAAGCUCGUUAGUAUUUUGGAUCGCAAUUUACAUACGAUGGAAGAAAGCAGAAACGAACAAAUAACAAAGAAGGAUAUAACGAAAGAGCGUCGAAGUUACAUGACAAUUUGUGAGAGCGGCUAUUACAAUAAAGUGACCCGUAUUUGUGGGGAACGCCAUUUUGUAAAACGCAUUUACCAUUCCUUCGAAGACGCUCGCAAUUUUUUACUAGAAGGUGCAAACGUAAUCCUAUUGCGAUAUUUUGCGAUUAAUCGACAUAAAGGGACGAUAAAAACUGAUACAGUACUAAUUGACGGUUCAAUAUGCGAAAGUAUUUAUGUAUGUAUGGGAACUAGCCAAGCAAUUGUCAAUGGAAAAUCCCUUUUCGUAAUAAAGGUAGAACGACAUAUAAUAGAGCCAUCUGGAUAUAUCCAUCAAACAUUGAUAGUUUUAACCCUUAAAGGUUACCUUGUGAGCCUCGAGUGGGCGGACAAUAGCUAUAUAAUUCACCUGAACCCGCUGCUUCGCGUCGUUCCCGAAAAGGAUGAGAUAGAACCACACGAGCCGUGCCGUGAGAAAUGGAGGAAUGAUCUGCAAUUGUUCUCGGAUUACCUGGACUUUAAGAGUACUCGGUCGUCAGAAGGUGCUCGCUACGUGACCGAGAACGGCGAGCUGGCCGGCACGAUACGCGACUACCUCCAGACGUUGCUGCUCCUGCGACCCCACGACGCAUUACACUUCACCAGACAUUACUUCGGAGCUGCGCUGUCCGCCCUCGAUCUUCCGCACAACGAGUACUUCGAUCCGUGCACUAAACAUGUUAGAUAUUACUUUUUUGAGGAGUGAUUUUUCUUUGUAGUGUAUUUUGGUUGUUAAAAUUGAUUGGCGAAUAAAUCUG
Molecule: messenger RNA, 2465 nt
Organism: Colias croceus (clouded yellow)
Lineage: Eukaryota; Metazoa; Arthropoda; Insecta; Lepidoptera; Pieridae
Exons: 7
Coding region: 8-2413 (801 amino acids)
Source: RefSeq, a predicted model, not a curated record